Molecule: messenger RNA, 6323 nt
Organism: Plodia interpunctella (Indianmeal moth)
Lineage: Eukaryota; Metazoa; Arthropoda; Insecta; Lepidoptera; Pyralidae
Exons: 1
Coding region: 1-6096 (2031 amino acids)
Molecular function (GO): RNA-DNA hybrid ribonuclease activity; nucleic acid binding; ATP binding
Source: RefSeq, a predicted model, not a curated record
AUGAACGGACCUGGUACCUCUGGAGAAGGAGCAGGGACAAAACUGGGGAUUGUGCAAAUCAAUCUCCAGCACUCCAAGAUCGCCACAGCCGAGCUACUAAAAGUAGCAGAGGAGAAAGGUAUUGCUAUUGCACUGGUGCAGGAACCAUAUACUGGAUCCAGCGGCAGAGUAAAGCAGUACCCCGGCACUAGAGUAAUCCAGUGCUCCUCAAACAUCAGCAGCCGGAACCCAGUUAAAGCAGCGAUAAUAGUUUUCGGUGACCAGUUCAGGAUCAUACACGAUCCUCAGCUGGUGACCGAAACGGAAUCUGCAGUGGUGCUGGAAGCAGGCAGCUUCAGGCUUGGAGUAGUCUCUGUAUACUUUGACGGAGCGGCCGACAUAGGUCCCUACAUUGAGCGAACCAAGGCGACAUGCAAAUCGCUUAACACGCCAAACACCUUGUUAGCGGGAGACGUGAAUGCCUGGAGCCACUGGUGGGGCAGCGAAUCCGAGAACGAGAGAGGGACGGAAUACAACGCCUUCAUCAACGAAAUGGAUUACCACAUCCUCAACACCGGAAACACACCGACCUUCGAAGUCUGGCGGAGAAACGUUCUAUGCACCAGCAUAGUUGACGUGACUGCGUGUAGUUCUUCACUGCUGGGAAAGAUCAGGAACUGGAAAGUCGACAGGACGCUCAUUACAUCAGACCACAACGCCAUCACGUACACACUAGAGUUAGGAGUGCGGUUGCAACACGCAGCAGCCCCCACCACUAGAGUGUACAACACCAAAAAGGCAAACUGGUUAGCGUUCGACGAAACACUCCUGUCUUUGCUUGCGGAAAGGGACAUAACACCUGCCAGAGUAGGAGAGAUAGUGACCGGAGAGGAAAUGGAGAUCCUUACAGAAGCCUACAUAACAGCUAUUCGGGAAGCGUGCGAAAGCGCGAUCCCUAAGAUAGGCAGAAGGCGCCAAGGUACCCCCCUUCCCUGGUGGACGGAAGAAAUAGAACACCUAAAAAGGGACCUCGUUCGUAAAAAGAAAAGGAUUAAAAACGCUGCCCCGCACCGGAAGGAACACGUACUGCAAGAGUAUAAUGAGGCCAAGGCGUUAUACGCCAAGCAAUCAGCAGAGGCCCAAACUCGAAGCUGGAAGGAGUUCUGCACAAAGCAGGAGAGAGAGAGUAUGUGGGACGGAAUCUACCGUGUCCUCAGGAAAACAUCAGGAAGGAAAGAAGAGCCACUUCUAAGGGGACCGGAUGGAAAGACGUUGGACCCCAAGCAAUCUGCCGAUCUACUGGCGAACACCUUCUACCCUGAGGACGCGGUGGUAACCGAUACCCCGUAUCACACUCAACUCCGAAAAAUUGUGCAAGAAACACCUCAAAAGCGUUUGGGAGAAUUGAAAGAGGACGACCCACCGUUCACCGAGGCCGAAUUGGAGGCUGUGCUGCAAGAGCAAAACCCCAAAAAGGCACCGGGACCGGACGGGUUCACCUCGGACAUUUGUGCCAGAGCGAUUCGCUGCUCAAGGGAAGUAUUCAUGGCAAUUGCCAACAAAUGCCUAGCCAUUUCUUACUUUCCGAGACAGUGGAAGAUCGCCCAUGUAGUCAUUCUCAACAAACCGGGCAAAGAAGAUUACACCAGCCCCAAAUCCUAUCGCCCCAUCGGACUGUUGUCCGUCCUGGGAAAAACGUUAGAGAAACUUUUUGUGAGAAGACUACAAUGGCACCUACUCCCAACCCUCAGCCCAAGGCAGUACGGUUUCUUGCCGCAGCGCGGAACCGAGGACGCCCUGUAUGACCUGCUGAAGCACGUCAACGCGGAAAAGGAAGCGGGAAGAUCCGUGUUGAUAGUGUCGCUGGACAUAGAGGGGGCCUUCGACAACGCGUGGUGGCCGGCUCUGAUGAACCAACUAAGGAUCAGACGUUGCCCCAGAAAUCUGUACCUGAUGGUGGACUCAUACCUCAAAGACAGAAAGAUAAUCGUUAAUUAUGCAGGCGAAACCAGCGAGCGGGAAACAACCAAGGGAUGUGUGCAGGGCUCCAUUGGAGGCCCUACUUUCUGGAACAUCAUAUUGGAUCCCCUCCUGCAAAGAUUAUCGUCCGAGGAAGUCUACUGUCAGGCCUUCGCAGAUGAUGGGGUCCUGGUAUUCUCCGGAGAGUCCAUAGAUGGAAUGGAGGAUCGCGUCAACAGAAUAUUGGAGCGGACGGUAGAAUGGGGUAGAGAGAACAAGUUAAACUUCGCAGCACACAAGACGCAAGUCAUGUUGCUAACAAAAAAACUGAAGUACACUCCUCCCCAAAUCACCAUGUCCGGAACAACUCUAUCUCUGGUAGACGAGAUCAAACUCCUAGGACUGACCAUAGACAGGUGGCUCAACUUCAACUCGCACGUGCGAAACAUCUGCACCAAAGCGGCCAGCAUAUAUAAACAGCUGAUAUGCGCAGCAAGAGUCACCUGGGGACUUAAUGGAGAAAUUAUCAGGACACUAUACGUCGCAGUAAUAGAACCUAUUGCGACCUAUGGGGCCUGCGCAUGGGCAAAAGCGUCUGAAAACCUAACCAACAGGAAAGCGCUAGAUACACUCCAGAGGGGUUUCGCGCAAAGGAUCUGCAAGGCGUACAGAACAACGUCUCUGCCUGCAGCGCUAAUCCUUGCAGGAAUCCUACCGCUGGACCUGAGAAUCCAGGAAGUGGCAUCCCUUUACGAGGCGAAGAAGGGGCUCUCCGUCGACUUCCUACCACCAGAUCGUAAACUCGAGGAGAUUGUAAAAGCCAAAGAUUUACCACACCCGGCCACUAAACUCCAACUAGAGUACACUCUGCUCGAGGACAUGACAGAUGCCACCCAAACUGCACUCCAGAUUACUGGCCCACAGGUUUACACCGAUGGAAGUAAAAUGGAAGGCAGGGUGGGAGCGGCACUUACAUGGUGGGAAGAUGGCAAGGAGACACACAGCCAAGUCUUCAGCCUGGACUCCACGUGCACCGUAUUCCAGUCUGAGAUCUAUGCACUCCACAGGGCAGUGUCCGGAGCGUUGGAAAGCGAAGAUGCAGCAAUCAACAUCCUGAGCGACUCAAGAUCGUCGCUGGAUCUGUUGUGCAGCACUCGGCUAACCCAUCCUCUGGCAAAGGCCAUAAAGGAGAGCAUUGCUGAGAUGCGGUCGCGAGGGAGGGAGGUCCGUUUGUUCUGGCUCAGAGCUCACGUGGGAACGGCGGGAAACGAAAGGGCGGAUGAGCUUGCCAAAGAAGGAGCCUCGAAAGAGACCUCUUCACCCGAUUACGCAGAAGUUCCGCUGUCAUACGUCAGAAGGAAGAUAAGGGAGGAAUCUAUAGCCAGAUGGCAGGAUAGAUUCGAUACUGCCUCCCAAGGUGCGGUCACAAGAACGUUCUUCCCCAAUGUAAGCAAAGCUUACAGUUUCGUGCGAGGAACGAAUCUAAAUCACCUGCACGUACAAAUCCUGACGGGACAUGGCGGCUUCGGAGAAUACCUGCACCGGUUCAUGUUGAGAGACAGUCCCGGAUGUGAGUGUGACCCGAAUGUCAGCGAAUCGGUAUGGCACAUAUUACUCGACUGCCCCAGGUUUCAGACUGCCCGUUACAACCUGGAGUGUAUCUGCGACACAAAGUUGAGGCGGGAAGUGUUGGGAGAUCUGCUGCAAAAUAAGUCAACAAGGAGUCACUUCCUCAACUACAUCGAGGAAGUAGCGGCCAUUGCGACAAAACGCAAUAAGACUGCAGAGGCGCAACCAUCCACAAACACUAACACCAACACCGACACCAACUCCACUAACACCGACACUAACACCACACGCACCGACACCAUCAACACACAGGUGCAGCAGUACUCAUCAGACAACCAAGAUCAGUUGUCCACACUCUUAAAAGCCGGAGAAGCGGGGAAGCCCAGGCUGCGGGUCCGAGGAGUUGCCAUGUUCAUGAACAACAACUCGGAACGAGUGGGAGUGGCCUUCUGCAACGACAGGGCGAAGACUAACAUCUAUAUCUCACCGGGACUCGGACUCCUGUUGAACGGAAGCACAAGCAAAACGACCAUGCGCCGUAAAGUUUACGACGCCUUACCUACGGUCUCCGUGGGGGGUCAGCGGUGUCGAAUGGUGCGGAGGAAGAACAAAACCAUCGCACUUUUCGCCACUGAUGACAUCUCUACGGCUUUUCAGAAGGUCUGCAGCGUGCUAACGUCGAUAGGGGGCUGUGUUCUGGGGGAUACUCCCAUUCCUAGAGUGCUAAGCGUGGAUGCCAUGGCAGUGUCUCACCACACGGGCGAAACAAGAGAUCAUCUGGGCGCCCUUGAAGCCUCAAAACAUCAUGAGGUAGUGGUAUAUGAGAACAGAGGUCAAGACCUCGGGUUUCUCUUGAGACGUGACCAGGGUGGAAGCGAAGCCACUACGAGCCGCGGGGGAUCUCUGAACCAAGUUCGGGAUAUCAGCGGAUCGGAGAGGCUGCAACAAGCACUCGAAGAGGAGAGUCGCCAGUCGAAGCAGAAAGGCACCGACCAGGACAAAGAUAGGAAGAAGUCCACGGUUGCCACACUCCUAAACCGAAUGGCCCAAGCUAUCGUAAGCCCGGUAAAAGAGAAGAUGAGAAAACUCAGAGGAACGGUUCAACUGGAAACGGCAGUGGAAAAAUUCACAGCCCCAUCCAUAUCCCGCCAAGAGGUUACGCAGAUCACCCAGCGAACCAGAGCGGAUAUGGGGCUUGUGACCCCCCCUCGGCUGAAGCCAGCGAACGAUCAGCUGGCACACAUGGAGAACGCUCUUCGAGAGUUCUUAGCGAUAACGGCUGCCACAAGGAAAGUCAACGCGGACAUCUGCAGUGCGAUACUGCAGACUUACAAACGUGGCAACGUCAAGUCGCUCGAAGUGAAACUGGAAGAAGCGGAGGCCGCAAUUUACGACCUAGACACACAACGUGUUAUACACGGUAGCGUGUGCGGGGAGUAUAUGGCGGCAUACUGCGCAACGGAAGGCUUCAUAGAACUCGAAAAGAGCCAGCCGGGAGAGAGGGACCUCAUCCGGCCAAUAUGUCCCCCCAGUGACCCGAAGGUUGUGAUUGCCAAGUGCACCAGAGUGAUGCUAGAAGACAGAAUUCUUGAGAUGGCUAACACCAUCUUCGGGAACCUGACAGAUAGCACCCGACUGGAAUGCUUGGCGACCACAGCUUUCACAUGGGUGAACGGGGUGCCCGGAUGCGGUAAAACCACAUGGGUAGUCGCUCACGUCAACAUCGAGAGCGACCUCAUAGUGACCGCCACUAGGGAAGCAGUCAAAGAUCUCAGGGACAAACUGACACCAAAGGUCGGGGAAGAACGAGCCAAACGGCGAGUUCGGACCAUGGCCUCACUGUUGGUAAACGGGAUGAUGAAGGGCGAAACGUGCACCCGUCUUGUGGUGGACGAAGCCCUAAUGAAUCAUUUCGGAUCCAUAGUGAUGGCUACAAAGAUCACAGGAGCCAGCGAGACCUUGUUGAUUGGAGACCACAACCAGCUACCCUACAUCGACCGACACAACCUGUUCCCUCUGAAGUACUGCAGACCCCACAAAGUCACGACAGUCACGAAGGAGUUGUUGUGUACGUACAGAAACCCACAGGACGUGGCGUAUGCCCUUAGUGAAAUCUACAGCGGCAUUUACUCGGCCAAGAAUCUUACGCGCUCCCUGACACUGAAAGAAUAUAGAGGGGCUAAUAUCCCGAAGUUGGAAGAUACGUUGUAUCUGACCCAUACCCAGGCUGAGAAGGAGCUCCUAAUCAGCCAAGGAUAUGGAGCCAACUCGGGUUCCUGCACCCUUACUAUUCAUGAAGCCCAGGGCCGCACGUUUGAUACAGUGAUCAUCGUACGUACAACAACCAAAAACUCCAAGCUGCACCAGAGUGUCCCACACGCGGUAGUUGCAAUCUCUAGACACACGAAGACCUGUGUGUACUACGUGGAUAAUAAAAAGAACGACGCAGUAGCUCGUUUUAUUCAACGUGCAGAGAGAGCAACUGACGCUUCCAUCCGGGACUACAACCUGAAAAUGGCGAUUUGGCAUGGUGACGACAAGACUCGGGACAACAUCCUCGCAUCCGAAGCGGAGCUGGAGGAGGCCUGAAAGUGACACCCCCCCCUGAAAAGACAACAGCCUUCGGCGGGACCGUUGGCGACAUCUCGGACAUGACAAAAAAAAAAAAAAAGAAUAACUUUAGCCAGUAAGUAGUAAUACUCUUUAAUAAAUAAAUAAAAAAAAAAAAAAAAAAAUGACGUAAUAAAUAAAAAAAAAAAAAAAAAAAAAAAAAAAAAAAAAAAAAAAAAAAAAAAAAAAAAAAAAAAAAAAAACAA